Molecule: messenger RNA, 1012 nt
Organism: Harmonia axyridis
Lineage: Eukaryota; Metazoa; Arthropoda; Insecta; Coleoptera; Coccinellidae
Product: ankyrin repeat domain-containing protein 1-like
Exons: 2
Coding region: 230-913 (227 amino acids)
Molecular function (GO): protein binding
Source: RefSeq, a predicted model, not a curated record
GUUAGUACACGUUGAUGAAUUACCUUGAUGCUUUGUCGUAUGACAUCACCGUUCUGGACAAGUCUCGACAAGAAUUAGUAUCACUAUCACUUAAGGUAAGCGCCUACUGAUGCGCAAGCGCAAGAAUCGCAUUUAUUUCCCAGAUGCGUUCACUUACCAGCAUCGAGCUACAGAAAUUUGAAUCAGUCAUAUUUGGGCAUCCGUUACGAGUAGUUUAGUUUUGAGCAAAAUGAGUAACAUUGGAGAGGAAUUCAUAGCUGGCAUAUGCUUAUCAGCAAAAGACGAAAAGGUGAUUUUCGAUUUCGAUAUAGUGGAGAAUAAUCCUCUGCAAGAGGCAGUUUUAAGAGGAGAUGAAAAUAAAGUGAUUGCCUUGUUAGAAAAAGGCUACGACCCAAACGAAAAAAAUUAUAAAAAGAACACAAGCAUCCAUCUUGCAAUACAGGCUGAAAAUUUCCACCUUUUAAGACAUCUAGUCGACUAUGGAGGAGACAUCAACGCCAAAGGUAGUUUUGGACGUGCUCCAAUUCAUAUGUUACUGGAUACGAAGCAGCCACUGAAGGGUCUAGAAGAAAUACAGCAAUUCAAUCCUGAUAUGACCCUCAAGAACAAGACUAAGGAUACAGCCUUGCAGUACUCCAUCAAGUGGCAGCCACAAAGAGAAGUGGUUGUCAAACUACUCGAAAUGGGCAGCGACCCGAAGACAACUGACCGUUUGGGGAACACAUGCCUUCAUUCAUUAGCAAUUAACGACGAUUUCGUUGGUGAUGAAAUGAAGAAGUUGAUCAAGAUUUUAAUUAAUAGUGGUGCUGAUAUAAAUAUUAAAAAUUCAGAAGGAAAAACACCACUGGAAGUUGCUACUCAUAUUAAAAAUGAUUCAGUUGUUGAAGCAUUGUUAUUUCCUUCUCACUUGUAAGACUGAUAAUUGGUAUUCUUAUCUUCAGACGCAUCUCAAUCUCACAUUUAUACAUUUAUUUAUUGUUUUAUAUAAGCAAAUACAAUUAUUAUAUAAUUU